Cotesia congregata is the source of this 930-nucleotide messenger RNA. NCBI's taxonomy places the organism in Eukaryota, Metazoa, Arthropoda, Insecta, Hymenoptera, Braconidae. The record is from the annotation of a GenBank genome assembly.
AUGCAACAGCCGUCAUACUUAACAAAUAAUUUUCAAAACAUACCCGCGUCAAUAUUGUCUCUCGAUCAAAACAAUGUAUUACCGGAUUCAUCUACCGCUCACAUUCCCGUGGCUGCUGGCGGGCCGCCAUUACUGCCGCACUUGGUUAGGGGCCAAAAUAUUCAAAGUGGUCCUUACACAAUCACAGUCACCAACAGUAUGGUGAUAGAACGCGAGCGUCAAAACCAAGAAAUUUACCGAUUUUGGUUAGCGCAGCAAAGAAGGAACUUAGGUGGAACUCAAACAGACGAAGAUUAUUUUGCGGAAUUUAAAAAUUCUAAAUUAAGGAGGAAUUUUAUAACUAAAGUUUUCUUUAUAUUGUUCCUACAAUUUUUAUUCACUGCGCUAUAUAUAUCUUUUUUUAUGUUUCACCCACCAGCUCGCGAUUUCAUAAAUCGGUACUGGUAUUUAUGGGUUAUAGCAAUGACGGUUUUUCUGUGCUCGUACUGCAGUAUAUCGAUAACAGAUUGCGGAAGAAGACAAUCCGGAUGGGGCAUAACGUUGUUGCUGCUUUUAACACUAGCAGAGUCCCACUUGGCUGCAUACAUAUCAAUACGCUUUAAUGUGGAGUUGGUGUUGAUAACGUUCGACUUUACAAUGUGGACUGGGCUCCUGAGUAUUGUAGGCGUUGUUGCAUUAAUGUCGAUAAUUAUAAUAACCGUAACGUUAAUGUACACCAAAAUUUCGGUGGCUAUCACAAUUUUCGGCGCUAUUGGUGCUUUGAUUUUUUCUCUGUAUCUGUACUUUGACGUCCAGACGAUAAUGGGCGGAAGAAAAAUCCAAAUAUCCCCAGACGAAGUUAUCUUCGCUACAACUCAACUCUAUGUUGAUAUUAUCGGGCUGUAUCGUUAUUUAUUGCUAGUUAUUGGAGGAUCUACUAGAAGUUACUGA